GAAAGCUUCGUUUAUAGUUGAAUCCAACCAGGACAAACAUUCCCUUGUCGCAAUAGGGAAUCCUGACGAGACCCUGCAAUUCCUCAGUCCCGCUUUAAGGUUGAAGUUCCUCGUCCUUCCACUUCGUUCAAAAGCAUGGCAUCUUCAUUUGACUAACGUUAACAUAUAACUCUGCCCGUAUGUGCUGCUGCUACUAAGUCCCCUGCUGUUAAUUAAUGGCGACUGGUAAUCAUUUUCAUUAUAUCUCUCAGAAAAUUGCCAAACCAAAGUUGAUAUUAUGAUCCCAAUCCCACCAUUAUGUAUAUAAACACACGUGGACAGGAUAUGUAAUGAUAUCUAUAGUUCAAUGGCCUGCGUGGAAAGGUGAUUAAGUUGGAAAAAUGCAACAAAUACCAAUGAACGGCAAAAUCUUCAUCAUAUUAGUAUAUCAAAGCACUACCAGAGGAGAUUCUUUUUCUGCCCAUAAGCCUUCCACUUCUCUGAACGGUCCAUAUAUUUCUUUCUUUUCGGCUUUAGGGAAUAAGAACGUCAACCGAAACCUGCAAAAACCCAUUUGCGAAAUUCCUAUAUAUACCAACUCUUACCAAGGCUUCUUGCAACAAAUAUUGAAACUUGGAAGAAAAUUGAUGAUAUCAACCAUUACCAUCAUCUAAUUUCUACUUCUCUCUUUUUACCAUUUCUCCGUUGCUUUAAUUUUACAUCUUUCAUUUCAUCUAUUCUCAUUGCAUGGUAUUGACAUUAAAGAAAUAAGCAUUUUCUUCCCUUUUCAAGUUGCGUCAUCCUUUAUACCAAUAAGGUUCAUCACGAAACUUUCCAUGUCUAUCUGCCAACAAACACAUCAUCAAGUGCUCGAUAUUCCCGCCGGCAGGCUCAAAAUGGACAUUGUAAAUCCUAGGUGGCAGAAAGCAAAGGUGGUGAUUUUAAUGGGGGCAACUGGCACUGGCAAGUCCAGACUCUCUAUAGACCUGGCAACCCAAUUCCCAGCAGAAAUCAUCAACUCUGAUAAAAUGCAAGUUUUCAAGGGCCUUGAAAUAACGACCAACAAAAUCACUGAAGAAGAAAGAUUCGGAAUACCUCACCACCUGUUAGGAGAAGUAAAUCCUAAUGCAGACUUCACAGCAAAAGAUUUUUGCAGUAUGGCUUCCCUUGCUAUUGAAUCGAUUUCGACUCGGGGCUUACUUCCAAUUGUCGUUGGAGGCUCCAAUUCAUACAUUGAGGCCCUGGUGGAUGAUGACGAUUAUAGAUUCCGAUCAAAAUACGAGUGUUGCUUCCUAUGGGUAGAUGCGUCAAUGUCUGUCCUAAACGAUUUCCUGUGCAAGCGAGUUGAUGAAAUGGUUAGCAAAGGAAUGGUUGAUGAGGUAAGGAAAAUCUUCGAUCCCUACGCAGAUUACUCUAAAGGGAUCAGGAGAUCGAUCGGGGUCCCAGAGCUGGACAAGUACUUGAGAGCUGAAGCAUUUUCCAACGGAGAGAACUGUGACAGACUAAUUCUUGAAGCAAUACGUGAGGUUAAAAAUAACAACUGCAAGUUAGCUCGUCGCCAAUUGGAGAAAAUCCGCCGGCUGAAGAAUGUGAAGGGGUGGAACAUUCAUCGAAUUGACGCCACUAAAGUGUUUCAGAAGCGAGGAAAUAUGGAAGCCGAGGAUGCGUGGGGGAAGCUUGUGGCCAGACCCUGCAGCGCCAUUGUUAGAGAGUUUCUUUCUAGUGUUACAGCAGCCGCUGCAGGAAUAACCAAAGAUUACAUUGCACGGUGUCUUGUCUCCUAAAUUCAAUAUAUUAUUAUCCUUAUUUCACAGAAAAUUAUCAGUAUACCUAGAGCAAUAAAUUUUAGUACUCAUCCUUACACUUACAUAAAUGUGAUCCUUUUAUAAAUCAUAGGAAAUAGAUCCACAUUUAUGAAGUAGCACAUGUAUUGUAGAAUUUGCACUUAUUUCACCAUGAUCGGUCA
Molecule: messenger RNA, 1945 nt
Organism: Hevea brasiliensis (rubber tree)
Lineage: Eukaryota; Viridiplantae; Streptophyta; Magnoliopsida; Malpighiales; Euphorbiaceae
Product: adenylate isopentenyltransferase 3, chloroplastic
Exons: 2
Coding region: 816-1763 (315 amino acids)
Biological process (GO): tRNA modification; cytokinin biosynthetic process
Cellular component (GO): mitochondrion
Molecular function (GO): tRNA dimethylallyltransferase activity
Source: RefSeq, a predicted model, not a curated record